AUGAUUUUAGUUCUAAUAGAAUUGGUUUGUUUCAGCUUGGCGCAGUAUCACAGUGUCUCAGUCAUUGAAUACACCCAAGUGGAGUGGUUGUAUUCUCUCGACGUUUGCUAUCAAGUCACUGCUGAGUUGUUUAGGAGAAACACAUACCACAAUUCAAACACUUUUAAUAUGACGACAUACAGUGACGACACAUGUACCACCGAAGUUAAUCGAGUGUAUGUGACGUCAGGGGAAGUUGCGACCGUUCGUUUUAAUUUGUAUGCGAUUCCUUUAGAGGAUAUAUCGUAUGAAUAUUUCAAAUUGGAAACCCCAGUGACCCCAGCCACAGUGGUGAGGAUAUUAGUUCCUUCAAACAAAUGUCAAUUAUGUGGAGUUGUUGAUUGUAGAACAACCGUGGGGUAUAUUCCAUCAAAUGACAUGCUUCACAUAGGAACGGAAUUUUUCAAGUCUUCGAAUGGGACGUGCGAAGGCGACGCACUUACUUUUCGACCCGAGACUCCGUGUGGAUUCACGAAUAAAACCCGAUAUGACACUUCGACAUUCUCAUACAUCACAUAUUCACAAAUUAUAAAAUGUAACUUUACAUGUGGGAAUGGUGGAGAGCUUUCAGACAAUCAAACGAAAUGUAUUUGUCGCGAAGAUGACCAUUUUGUGGUUGAUGCCGUUGAAGGUGAAGGACAUGGGAAGUGUCUUUGUGAUUCGAAAUACACUGAAAGUACAAUUGGGACGUGUGUUUUUGCAUGCAAAGGAAAGGGGAGUGUUUUAGAAAGUGGCGACAAGUGUAUUUGCGAUCAUUCACGUAAUUACUAUGGAGAGGAUCCAUUCUUUUGUUUGUACUAUUGCAUUGGGAGUGGCAACAUCACCAACAGUGACAAUGAUGGAUGUCAAUGUAAUGUUAAAGAAGGGUUUGCAUUGAUCAACGACACGUGUGUGUUUCAAUGUCCGAUCCAAGGAAGUGUUACAAACAAUGAAAAUGAUGGUUGUGAAUGUGAUAACAAGAGUGGGUACUUUUUCAUUAACAUGACAUGUGUUUUUGUCUGUUCAAACCGUGGAGAAAUAACAAAUGAAAGUAAUGAUGGUUGUAUAUGUGAUAAUUCUUCAAAUUAUUAUUUAGUAAAUAACACGUGCACGUAUUUGUGUAGCACAAAAGGGGAAAUCACAAAUAAGAAUAACAAUGGAUGCAUUUGUGAUGCUCAUUCUAAUUAUGAAAAUGUGAAUGGCAAAUGUGUACUUCAAUGUUCUUCAGAAGGGACUGUAUUGAACGAAAAUAACAACAGUUGUGUAUGCGACGAAUUCAACGGAUAUUUUCUUCACAAUGAGACAUGUCUAUAUCGCGACUUUACAUCUUUACUUUCUAUCUGGAUCACCUUUCUUUAUAUUGUGAUUGUCUGUAUUUUUCGAGUUAAAUGUUCUAAUAUCUUUAAUAGAAUAGAUAUAAUAUAUUAA
This is a messenger RNA of Entamoeba invadens IP1, 1446 nucleotides long. RefSeq lists its product as hypothetical. The transcript has a single exon. Bases 1 to 1446 code for a protein of 481 amino acids. The record is from RefSeq and is a predicted model, not a curated record. NCBI's taxonomy places the organism in Eukaryota, Evosea, Mastigamoebida, Endamoebidae.